AUGUCCAAGCUGCUGCCGGCUCAGGAAGCAGCCCGGAUCUACCAUACCAACUACGUGAGGAAUGCGCGGGCCAUGGGAGUGCUCUGGGCCCUCUUCACCCUCUGCUUCUCCAUCCUGAUGGUGGUGACCUUCAUCCAGCCGUACUGGAUCGGCGACAGCAUCGACACGCCGCAGGCCGGCUACUUCGGCCUCUUCUCCUACUGCAUCGGCAACGCGCUCACCGGGGAGCUCAUCUGCAAGGGCAGCCCCCUCGACUUCGGCACCAUCCCUUCCAGUGCCUUCAAAACUGCCAUGUUCUUCGUAGGCAUAUCCACCUUCCUCAUAAUUGGCUCCAUCCUCUGCUUCAGCCUCUUCUUCUUUUGUAACGCAGCCACUGUCUAUAAAGUGUGUGCCUGGAUGCAGCUGGCAGCAGCUACUGGGCUGAUGAUUGGCUGCCUGAUCUACCCUGACGGCUGGGACUCGAGCGAGGUGAAGCGCCUGUGUGGGGACAAGACAGACAAAUACACACUGGGUGCCUGCACCGUGCGCUGGGCCUACAUCCUCUGCAUCAUUGGCAUCCUCGACGCUCUCAUACUGUCCUUCCUGGCCUUUGUGCUGGGGAACCGGCAGGACAACCUCCUCCCAUCCGAUUUCAAAGUGGAAAAUAAAGAAGAGGGAAAUGACUGACAGAGCUCAUUACCACAAAAUCACAAUGGGCAAAGUACAAUCACAUUUGGAAUCCGCUGAUGCUGUACAACUAAAUUUUCAAAAGGAAAGCCACACAUGGGGGAAAAAAAAAAUAAAACAACUCUGCUAUGGAAACACGGUAUUCAGCAAGUCUGGAAGUUGACUGAACACUUGUAAGGGUUUUUUGCCAGGCCUGGCCAGUCACGCAGCAGCUCAGAGCACACAGCACAAACGAGUUCCCCAGAAUGCUCUGUAGAAAGAGUGUAAAAUCCCCCAGCUGACACCACUCACCAUGCAUGCUGUGCUCCAGAUGUCAGCAGGGGUGUUGUACCCGGACCCUAUCAACACCUCCAAGGACCGGUACUGUCUUGUCUGGAUAUCUUCAGUGAAGUGCUUGUGCUAAAUAAAAGAAAUGUUUUACUAAAAAGUUAAAGACUGUUUAAAAGAGGAGAAUCAACAACCUGGAAGGCCACAGUAGAUCAAAGCUCAUUACCAUUACAUUUCAUCCGCAUUUAACAUCCUCAUUAACUAUUUCCUUAUAUUCCUACAAGUGCUGUUUAAAUGCUCUACAUGAGACACUCCUCAAGUGAAACAGUCCAGCAAUUUAGAGGAAAGCAAGCCACAAAAACAGAAUAAGGGAAGACUUUCAGAAAAUGCACCCUUCUCCUACCCAGUCAUGACAGAGAGGCCAUGAUCCAGCUACCUUAAAUCAGAUAAGCAACACCAAUGUAAGAGAUCACCUUGCCAGACACUGCAAGCCUGAUGUGCAAUUCUGAGUUGAGACUCAUCUGUCCCACAAGAUCUGAAGUAUUUUGCCAUUUUAGAAGCCAAGUAAAAGAGACAUUUUUUCUAUUUGAAAUGUCAAACAUUUGAAAGCAGCACAGCACAACCAUCAAAGAAAACUUUUUAGUUUUAUUGCACAAGUAUCUUUCACACAGCUCCCAAAUCCACUGAAAUGGUCUGACAAACUACAGAACUAGCACAUCAGAGCAAUUGUUUGCAACUUUCACAGUCUCCAAGACAGCUACAAACUCCUUCAGAAAUAUCACAUACUCAGAUUUCUAAGCACUGUAUGCGACAUGAUUCACAGGGCCAUUAGAAGUAAAUCUAAUGCCAGUGAGGCACCCAAAGCAUGAACCAAAAGCUUAUGUUUAGAGGACCAUUUCUUUCUUAGUGUCCCUGCUUCCCCUUCUGUUUUUCCCUGUCACAGUUUCAAACUCACUACUUUCACAGCCAGGUCUAAAAACCUUUUUUACAGAUUAUUUUCCAUCUGGGCAUACUGUGAAUGAAUUUGCAGGUUUAAACAGUCAAUGUGAAAAUAGUGUACACUUACCACCCAGCAGGCAUUUCCUAGGUCAGCUAUCUUCACUUUGAGCUUAUCUGCAUUCUUGGGCUCAAGAGGAUUAAGAAGGAAAUUCCCAGCAGUUGAUUUUCCUAGAGGCAAUGUGUACAACAGCUGAUUAAAGCUACACAGACAGUGUCACCAUCUGUCACCCAAAUCCUAUCACCCUCUCCCUAGCCAGGAAGGGUUUUUCUUACAGAUCAGAACUUUUCCCUCCCUGAUGCUUAGGUAUAAAAAUCAGCAGUCUCCACUAUCAGCAACAGAAGUACCACCAUUAAGAACUGACUGGUGUCACAAAGCAGAAGGACAGAAGGACAAGUAAGCAUAUACAAGAGUGACUUUCCCAGCACUCUUUGCACAGCCUUAAGAAGUCUGUCUAUAUUUAAAAAAAACGCUGAAAUAAGGGCAUUGCCAGAAACAGAACAAGCCUCACAAUCCCUAAGUCUCUGAAGAAGGAAAGUCCCCAUAUUAUACUAUCUUUUUGAUAUACCCAUCACUCACUGCUGCAACACAAUUACAAGAGCUGAAGUAUAUAUUGGGGAAACUGAAUGACACAGUGGAGAGCAAAAAUGUUAAGUCACUAAAUUACAUCCAGCAAUUUGGAAAAGGGCCGUAAGAAGCAAAAGACGCCUAGUAAUCUAGCAGAGGCAUCCACCUAACUGCAGUUCAAGUUUCAAAAUAUAAACAUCUCUUGCUACUUUUCAUCCAUGUAACUCCCCAGUGGUACUCUGGCAAGAAAAUGCUAGAAUACCUUUUUUUUAAAAAGUACAAAUGUUAGUUUUGCCCUCCUUCUCCAAGUAGAUAUACUUUACCUGACAUUGACACAAAGAUGCAAAAGUAGACAGUUUUAUCCAUUCAUAUUUUAACACACACACAUGCAAUGUGUUUAAACUGCUGUAUACUAUCAGAAUACAUUGAACAAUACUUAUCCCCUAAUUUAGCAGCCAGUGACAAUUUGUAAACUUGUGUUUCUAAUUAUUAGUGAAAAUCACACUUGAAUAAGCAACACCUUAUUCAAAGGAGAAAAUGGUCUUACACUGAAAACCAAGUGUAUAAGUACUUGUUAAAAGUAGGAACACUUAUGCAUUGAAAAGUCAAAAACUAAGGUGCAACUACAACCAGGAGCUACAAGCAGUGAACAUCUUGAAGUAUAACUGUCAGGUUAAUUACUCCUGGCAGGAAAAAUCUCAAACAGGUGGUUCUGAUCACUUCAGCCUACAAAAUGCACAUUUCUAUUAAUACUCUGAUGAAGUGUUGUAACAGAACUCUCCCACAUCAAGGAGGAAGGAGCCCUGUCUUACAAGGUUCCCCUUAUACCUUUGUUGUCUGACGGGCUAUUAUUCUCAUUCUCAUCUUCUGAAGGGGUCUCUGUCCGGAUGCUUUCCUGAAAAUUGUUAAUCUCCUGCACAUUGAAUGACUGCUUGUCAUUGGAUGUGGGCUGACACGCCAUGGAAUCCUCUGAAACUAAGGGCACAAACGAGUCCGACAUUGCUUCUUGAGGCCUGUUCUCUGAGUCAGCGUUAUGCUGACUGUAAUUACAGCUAUGGAAGUUCUCAGUCUUCUGUGUAUGAGGGUGAUUGCCACAGUCAUUGGCAUUAUGAAGGUCAUCCUCAAGUCGCACAGACCCUUGAUUCCCAGAGUCUGUGAAGUCCGUCAUUUGUAUCACUCCGUUGCAGUUUAUUUCUGUUACACAUUUUUCCACGUUGCCUUCCAUUAGAUUAGAUGGCUCUUGUACAAGGACUUGUGCUGGAAGAGUGGAAAAUGAGAAUAUCGCAAAAUAUGUCUGAACAAAUAGCUGGAAGCUAUUCAAGGAGCCCACAGAAGUAGGGAGUUCUCACACAAUCAUGCAUUAAUUCAGUUUGCAACAGGACAUUUCCCAGUCUCUUUAGAAGGGCAGAAUGCAAUGCAAAAAGGGGAAAUGACAACAGCCAACUCUACUAAAGGUACUCUCUCCUCAUACCCACAUAAGUGAAUGGACAACACUGCCCACUCCAUGUCAGCAAUACUUCAGGUCCAUACCUGUCUUUUUGCCGACACCUUCCUCUGGUGGACUAACUUUUAUGAGCAUUUCCAGAGGGGUCUGAGCUUCUUCCUCCUCCUCAGGCUGUGUCUGCCCAGGGCUUGCUUCCUUCUCCAUUUCCUCUAUCUCUUGCAUUCGCUUCUCUAACAACUCAGCCUGCCGUUUCUGCUUCUUUUUCAACUUCUUUUUCUUGUUCUUUGACAUUUUGUCAGCCUACACAGAGGCAAGCAGAGAAAUUUGACUUAGCAUUUCAUAUUUCAACAAAUCUAAAAUGUGCCAAGUUUUAAUUUAUUUUAGAGCUGAGGAAGCAGUCUGCAAUGAAAAUGUUGGAGAUAGCUCUUCUCUCAGAUAAAAAGCAGCUAUUAUAGCUUUCAAACCAGUCGUCUAUGGCUUUUAUCAGUGCAUUUUUGCCCUGACCUGAGAAACCUACAUUAUUCUCCAAGUGAGGGAUCUCAGACUCUAUAGAAAAAUUGCUUUCACAACAGACCUUGAGAUCACCACAAGGACUCGUUCUGGUGAUAUAUGAGCUAAUACUAUUUACAUCUCCAAGACAGCAUUGAACCUGAUGCCUAUGCCAAACACAAAUCACACUUUUUCUUCUGAUAUGAGGUUGCUUUCCCUUAACACUGACUGGAUUAUGAAACAAUGCAGUAGAUGCUAUCAGAAGAUGGGUACUUACAGAUGAAAGCUAUUACACUUACUGGUUUUGGCUGUGGUGCAGUGCUCACUGAAAGGAAAAGAAAGAUCAAUAAAUUAGUAUGUCUAUAUUCAAAAACUAUAACUGAAUCCUGAUCUUAAGGUAGGAUUUUUCCUAUGUGGUUUGGUAAUAACAUUUUAAUGAUAUCAGCAAAUGUUAUUUUAAGGGCUCAUUUCUCUACAAAAAUACAACGAUAAAAAAAAAAGAGAAAAGUAUUAAAUGUGUAAAUGCAUAAUUAAAAUUCCAGAUAGAAGACUUGCUUGACUGAUAUCAGAAACAAACUUCCUGUCAUGUAGCUUCAUUUACUGCAUGUAUUAUGCAUCUUACCUAAAUGAAAAUGCAAAUCAAAGCAUUAAAAUACUAAACUUAAGGAAGCUUCCUUAAGCUAAGAUAUGCUACGAUGGGCUCAGCUCAAUGUUGGUCUUGUAAGAUUAUGACUGACAGAGCCUUCCAAUACACACUGCAGUAGUUCUUGAAAAGUACACACUGGUACAGCUUCAUGCAAUGGAAGAUAAUAAACUUCUGAAGAAAAUGUGAGAAAUAUGUUGCCACAUUUUCAUCCCAGUUCUAUAUUGAGUGCAUCCUGAUUGUGCUACGUAAGACUGACUAUCCUACCACUUUAGGAGUGCCAGAUUAGCUGUAUUAAAAGCAGGUGCCAGAGUGCAUUUAUCAUCUCUCCAUUUUUCUUACACAAACUGCCUUCCCAGUCAUCUUUGAGUUACAACUUAUGACUAACUUCACCGUUUACAGUUGGGUUUUCAGAGGCUGCCUGCAUAAUUGUUCCACUGUACUCAGGAAGUUUUCCUUAGUGAGACUAGUGAUGAUUUGGGGGUAUGUGGGAGAGAUAGCACCAAUUUUCAGGGGAGGGGUGAAAAAAAAAAAAAAAUUCACCUGCAGAGCCAGAUGGUGGGGGAGCCCCAGAUCUCUGCCACUCUGUUGCUUCUGCAGCCAGCCUGCGAAUAUACUGGUCGUUAACACAGAGAAGAAUGUUCUCAGGUUUAAUAUCUGUAUGAAUGAUUCGACAUUUUGUAUGCAAGUAAUCCAAACCCUGAAGAACCUGCAGAUAAGAAAGAA
Messenger RNA from Pseudopipra pipra, 5799 nucleotides. It is a transcript of the gene LHFPL5, whose product is annotated as LHFPL tetraspan subfamily member 5. NCBI's taxonomy places the organism in Eukaryota, Metazoa, Chordata, Aves, Passeriformes, Pipridae. Gene Ontology annotation, cellular component: plasma membrane. The record is from RefSeq and is a predicted model, not a curated record. Gene Ontology annotation, biological process: sensory perception of sound; detection of mechanical stimulus involved in sensory perception. Bases 1 to 666 code for a protein of 221 amino acids. The transcript is spliced from 4 exons.